Nycticebus coucang (slow loris) is the source of this 5706-nucleotide messenger RNA. It is a transcript of the gene TRPM8, whose product is annotated as transient receptor potential cation channel subfamily M member 8. Bases 43 to 3354 code for a protein of 1103 amino acids. The record is from RefSeq and is a predicted model, not a curated record. Lineage: Eukaryota; Metazoa; Chordata; Mammalia; Primates; Lorisidae. The transcript is spliced from 26 exons. Gene Ontology annotation, molecular function: ligand-gated calcium channel activity. Gene Ontology annotation, cellular component: membrane. Gene Ontology annotation, biological process: calcium ion transmembrane transport.
GUGUAAGAAAAGCCCGUCUGAUAAACCAGCACUUACGGAAAGAUGUCCUUUGAGGCAGCCAGGCUGAGCAUGAGGAAGAGAAGAAAUGGCACCUUGGACAGCACCCGGACCCUGUACUCCAGCAUGUCACGGAGCACGGACUUGUCUUACAGUGAGAGUGACUUUGUGAAUUUUAUUCAAGCAAACUUUAAGAAACGAGAAUGUGUCUUCUUUACCAAAGAUUCCAAGGCCACGGAAAGCGUGUGCAAGUGUGGCUAUGCCCAGAGCCAUCACAUAGAAGGCACCCAGAUCAACCAAAAUGAGAAAUGGAAUUACAAGAAACACACCAAGGAGUUUCCCACCGACGCUUUUGGGGACAUUCAGUUUGAGACUCUGGGAAAGAAAGGCAAGUACAUCCGCUUGUCCUGUGACACGGACGCGGAGCCCCUCUACGAGCUGCUGACCCAACACUGGCACCUGCGGACGCCCAACCUGGUCAUCUCCGUGGCGGGUGGCGCCAAGAACUUUUCGCUGAAGCCGCGCAUGCGCAAGAUCGUCAGCCGCCUCAUCUACAUUGCGCAGACCAAGGGUGCUUGGAUUCUCACAGGGGGUAUCCAUUAUGGCCUGAUGAAGUACAUCGGGGAGGUGGUGAGGGACAACACCAUCAGUAGGAACUCAGAGGAGAACAUUGUUGCCAUCGGCAUAGCAGCUUGGGGCAUGGUCUCCAACCGGGACACCCUCAUCAGGAAUUGUGAUGCUGAGGGAUGUUUUUCAGCCCAAUACAUUAUGGAUGACUUCUCGAGAGACCCCCUGUAUAUCCUGGACAACAACCACACCCAUUUGCUGCUUGUGGACAAUGGCUGUCACGGACAUCCCGCAGUUGAAGCGAAGCUGCGGAGUCAGCUGGAGAAGUACAUCUCCGAGCUCACUAUUCCAGAUUCCAACUAUGGUGGCAAGAUCCCCAUUGUGUGUUUUGCCCAAGGAGGUGGAAAAGAGACUUUGAAAGCCAUCAAUACCUCCAUCAAAAGUAAAAUUCCUUGUGUCGUGGUGGAAGGCUCAGGCCAGAUUGCCGAUGUGAUCGCCAGCCUGGUGGAGGUGGAGGAUGCCCUGACGUCGUCCAUCAUCAAGGAGAAGCUGGUGCGUUUUCUACCUCGCACGGUGUCUCGGCUGCCUGAGGACGAGACUGAGAACUGGAUCAGAUGGCUCAAGGAAAUUCUUGAAAGUUCUCACCUAUUAACAGUUAUUAAAAUGGAAGAAGCUGGGGAUGAAAUCGUGAGCAAUGCUAUCUCCUAUGCUCUGUAUAAAGCCUUCAGCACCAACGAGCAGGAUAAGGAUAACUGGAACGGGCAGCUGAAGCUUCUGCUGGAGUGGAACCAGCUGGACUUAGCCAACGAUGAGAUUUUCACCAAUGACCGCCGAUGGGAGUCUGCAGACCUUCAGGAAGUCAUGUUCACGGCUCUCAUAAAGGACAGACCCAAGUUUGUCCGCCUCUUUCUGGAGAACGGCUUGAACCUGCGCAAGUUCCUCACCCACGACGUGCUCACCGAGCUCUUCUCCAGCCACUUCAGCACCCUCGUGUACCAGAACCUGCAGAUCGCCAAGAACUCCUACAAUGACGCCCUCCUUACCUUUGUCUGGAAACUGGUUGCAAACUUCCGCAGAGGCUUCCGGAAGGAAGACAGAAAUAGCAAGGAUGAGAUGGAUGUAGAAUUCCACGAUGUGUCUCCUAUUACCCGGCACCCCCUGCAAGCACUGUUCAUCUGGGCCAUUCUUCAGAACAAGAAGGAACUCUCCAAAGUCAUAUGGGAACAGACCAGGGGCUGUACUCUGGCAGCCUUGGGGGCCAGCAAGCUCCUGAAGACUCUGGCCAAAGUGAAGAACGACAUCAAUGCUGCCGGGGAGUCGGAGGAGCUGGCGAAUGAGUAUGAGACCCGUGCUGUCGAGCUGUUCACGGAGUGUUAUAGCAGUGAUGAGGACUUGGCAGAGCAGCUGCUGGUCUAUUCCUGUGAAGCUUGGGGUGGGAGCAACUGCCUGGAGCUGGCAGUGGAGGCGACAGACAGGCACUUCAUCGCCCAGCCCGGGGUCCAGAAUUUUCUUUCCAAGCAAUGGUAUGGAGAGAUUUCUCGGGACACCAAGAACUGGAAGAUUAUUCUGUGUCUGUUUAUUAUACCCUUGGUGGGCUGUGGCUUUGUAUCAUUCAGGAAGAAGCCCCAGGAGAAGCACAAGAAGCUGCUCUGGUCCUACGUGGCCUUCUUCACCUCGCCCUUUGUGGUCUUCUCCUGGAACGUGGUCUUCUACAUCGCCUUCCUGCUGCUCUUCGCCUACGUGCUGCUCAUGGACUUCCACACGGUGCCCCAGCCCCCGGAGCUGGUCCUCUACGCGCUGGUCUUCGUCCUCUUCUGUGAUGAAGUGAGACAGUGGUACAUAAAUGGGGUGAAUUAUUUUACCGACCUGUGGAAUGUUAUGGACACGCUGGGCCUUUUUUACUUCAUAGCAGGAAUUGCAUUCCGGCUCCACAAUUCUAACAAAACUGCUCUGUAUUCUGGAAGAGUCAUUUUCUGCCUGGAUUACAUUAUUUUCACUCUAAGGCUGAUCCACAUUUUCACCGUAAGCAGAAACUUAGGACCCAAGAUUAUAAUGUUACAGAGGAUGCUGAUCGAUGUGUUCUUCUUCUUGUUCCUCUUUGCGGUGUGGAUGGUGGCCUUUGGGGUGGCCAGACAGGGGAUCCUCAGGCAAAACGAGCAUCGCUGGAGAUGGAUAUUCCGCUCGGUCAUCUAUGAGCCCUACCUGGCCAUGUUCGGCCAGGUGCCCAGUGAUGUGGAUGGUACCACCUAUGACUUCUCCCACUGCACCUUCACGGGGAACGAGUCCAAGCCCCUGUGUGUGGAGCUGGAUGAGCACAACCUGCCACGCUUCCCCGAGUGGAUCACCAUCCCGUUGGUGUGCAUCUACAUGCUGUCCACCAACAUCCUGCUGGUCAACCUGCUGGUCGCCAUGUUUGGCUACACCGUGGGCACUGUGCAGGAGAACAACGACCAGGUGUGGAAGUUCCAGAGGUAUUUCCUGGUGCAGGAAUACUGCAGCCGCCUCAACAUCCCCUUCCCCUUCGUCGUCUUCGCCUACUUCUACAUGGUGGGGAAGAAGUGCGUCGGCUGCUGCUACAAGGAGCGGGCCGAGUCCUCCGUCUGCUGUUUCAAAAAUGAGGACAAUGAGACUCUGGCGUGGGAAGGUGUCAUGAAGGAAAAUUACCUUGUCAAGAUCAACACCAAAGCCAGCGACACCUCAGAGGAAAUGAGGCAUCGGUUUAGACAACUGGAUACAAAGCUUAAUGAUCUCAAGGGUCUUCUGAAAGAGAUUGCUAAUAAAAUCAAAUAAGACGGCAUGAAUUCUAAUGGAGAAAAAUCUAAUUAUAGCAAGGUAACAUCAAAGUCUGCUGAUGAACGAUUUUGCUAUUGACGAAGUGAGGGUCUUUCAGGCUUCUGAAUAAUAGCGGAGGCACUUCAAUCCCCCUGUUUGCUGAAGUCUGGGAAUAAAGCAUAUGGUUGAUUUAGCACAUGAAGAUGGAUAUAAAGGAAGCACAUUUCCUGGAAGGUCUUGUCUUGGUGCCUGGGACUGGGAGUCGUCGCUUUUACCUGCGUGCUUGCAGCCUCCCCGACCCAGUCUCACAGGAGAACAUGGCUUCUGCCGACAAGGACUGGUCAUGCUUUCCCUCCUGUAAUGUCAUUUUGUUUAUUUCAAAUUGAUUCUUUACUUUUCCCUUUUUUUGGAAUCAUGUGAUGAAUUAGUUGGCAAAUUGUUAAAAGUCUCCUGGAUUGGGCCAGAUUCUAAAAUGGGCUGUAUGUAACAAGAGCACCCUGCUCUGUUCAGAACAAACUUUUUAUUUCUCACGAUGCUGCGCACCUGUCACAGGACGAGGUACAGCAGGGUCUUGGCCUCUUAGAUGCACCAGGAACGCCUAUUGAGGGAAUCGUCUCGUUCCUAACAAUGUGAAAAUUCUCUCACACUGGAACCUUCUGAGGCACUCCUGAUUUUAUUUUCACGGGGUGCUCCUCUUAUUUCUUAGUUUUUCCAUUAAAAAUAAUACACGAAUAUUAUAGAAAAUUUAGACUACAUGCAGAGGUAGAAAGAACAAAUUGCCCCUCACUACCUAAAGGUAAUCACUGCUUACAUUUCUGGAUGUUUUCCAGGUCUGUUUUUUCUAUACAUGUUUCAUUUCUCUUUUAAAAUUUUACAUGAUGUCAUCAUCAUAAUACUUAUAUGCAAUGUUAUGUAAGCUUUCUCAUUUGCAUUUUAUCACAGUUUUCAUUGUAUUUAUGGUCUUCUUAAGCACUACAUCAGUAAUUGCAUGCUAUUCAACCUGUAGUGGGUUCCAUCAUGUUGGUCAUUGAAAGCUAUUUCCAAUUGAUCAUCAGAAUUAGCGUUUUUGUGCAUGAAUCUUUUUGCUCCAUUCGGGGAAAGUUUUCCAAGACUAGAUGCCAAGAAAUACCUAUUGAUUAUCCAGCCACAUGUAGGUCUUUUUCAUAAAUGUAUAGCAAAUAGAAAUUGUUAACUUGAGUGUAAGAUAUGAAAUACACGCACGUCCGACUAUUAAGAUAUCAUAUUUAAUCUUUAGGAAGAAGCCAAUAUGCUUAUUUAAAUAUAGGUGUUGAAGGCAAUGGCAUAGAAUUAAAAAGACUGUGUUAUUGAACACUCCCAGUUGUAGCUUUCUCUGGAAGGGCUAGUAUCUGAGCCGGACCAACAUAGGAAUUUAAAUUUAUUAGUUCUUCAGCUUUGAUUAGACUAUAAACGCAGUGGUUGAAGGAGGAAGCUAUGAAAAAAUCAUCUCAUUAGAAAAAUUACAAACGCAUUAACCCCCAAAAGUUGAUUUUCCUGGGCAGUAGUAAAAAUGGCUACUCACAGCAUUUGUAAUGUUUGCAGAGGAGGAACGCAGAUAACGUGUCCUUUUACUUAAACCUUCAUACUGGCCUAAAGGGGAAUCUUAUUCAAUUGGGCCAAUCAAUUCCUGGCUUCAAAUGCUGAAAGUAGAUGGAACAAAAUUUACAUGACAAAAAUUGUCAAUGAAUGGACCAUUCAGAAUUUCGCUGUGAGAGAGAGAAUUUCACUGUCAUCUCACCAUGGCAACUCAAAUCUCUGCCUCUUUUGAAACCCCCGAGAAGAUGGUAAUGUCAUCCCCAUACUGCCUGAAAACCUAAAGUAUAUGAUGGCACCUGAGAUUGUACAGAAAGAAACAGCUCACAACCUCAUACCCUGAAUUCUAGUAGGGAAUUUGAAUAAAAUUAGAAAAUUAAAUGUAAAAUUCCCAGAAGAUAAAAUGUAGCAUAAUCUAUUUUCUGAUCUCCCUUUAACUAAUUCAUCCGUAAGUUGGUAUUUCCACCAGCCGUGUUUCUGUGAGCUUCAGAAACAGACCUGUGUGCACAUCACCAUUGGCAGCAAAAGAAAUCCUCUCAUUAACGCUAAACAGAAAAAGCCCACAGGACUCCGAGCUCACUUGUAUCAGAGAGGGAGCUGUUCAGUGUUUUCAACUCAGCUUGACUGGGGGAUGUUUUUGUGUGGUCACCCUACCGGAUUUUUGCUUGUGUACAGCCUUUGUUUCCAGUGUAGCUCAUGAAAAUGGCACACGUGUCGAACAUAUCUCUGAUCCAAGGUGCUACAUCCUCGUGUGGGAACGAACGGUGUCCGUGCCCUCGUGGGCUGAGAAUCCCGCAGCCUGGUGUGAAUGGAGGUGUU